UCUCCCUUAAUUUUCAUUUGUUUUUCAUAUCUGAUCCGACGAUCCGUUACACUCAAUUCAGCUCCUGCUACGGCGAAAAAUGUUGUCGUUUCUCUUAUCGACCUACAAGAAUAUUGUCGCUGUCAAUGUUGUUUAUGGAUUUCUAGCUUUAAUUUGCUUGAACGCUCAACUUCUGCCUCAAGGAGAAGUACAAGUUCUUCAAACAAUUUCUCAGAAGCUAGAGUUGAGCCGUUUUUGGAACAAGGUAAACGAAAGUUCUUGCAAUCGGCUGGAUGUAGACUUCAACAACAAAAACAUCUCUUCAAAUCCAGAUAUUCGGCACGAGGUCACCUGCAAUUGUUCUUACGACAGUAACACCGUUUGCCACGUCAGCAGAAUCCUGUUGAAGGGCCUCAAUUUAGCAGGAGCUUUGCCUGAGGAGUUUGGAAACCUUACGCAUCUGCAAGAACUUGAUCUGACUCGCAACUACUUCCAUGGAUCAAUCCCUCCAAGCUUCUCUCGUGCUCCGCUUCGCAUUCUAUCUCUUUUGGGAAACCGGCUCAAUGGUUCAAUUCCUGUGGAGAUUGGUGACAUUUCUACUCUCACGGCUCUGGUGUUGGAGCAAAAUCAGCUCCAAGGGAGUCUUCCUGAAGCGCUUGGGGGUUUGAGUAACUUGGAAAGACUUGCUCUGUCUUCAAACAAUUUUACAGGAACAAUACCAAAAAAAAUUGGGAAUCUAAAGAACUUAACUGAAUUUAGGAUAGAUGGGAACGGAAUAUCAGGACAGAUACCUAGUUUUAUUGGAAACUGGACAAAACUUAAGAGACUGGAUAUGCAAGGAACGUCAAUGGAGGGUCCUAUCCCCAACAUGUCUCGUUUAAUAAACUUGACUGAAUUGAGGAUAUCUGAUUUAAGCGGACCGAUUAGACCUUUCCCUGACGGUUUCAAGGAUUUGCAAAGUUUGGAAAGAUUGAUUUUGAGGAAUUGUUCAAUUAAUGGUGAGAUUCCUGAGUACAUCGGAAACUUGGCGUCUUUAAGAACAUUAGACCUAAGUUUCAACAGGUUGACUGGUGAGAUCCCAUGGAAAGCCGAGGACCGGUAUCUGGGGAACAUAGAUUUCCUGUAUUUGACCAAUAAUUCUCUGACUGGAGAAGUGCCGAAUUGGAUGAGGCAGAGUAGAAAGCCUUUUGAUUUAUCUUACAACAAUUUUAAUGGGACACCACCAGGUUCUUGUGGACAAAUGGAAAAUGUGAAUCUUGUUUCUGGUUACUCGUCUCUGGAGGGUCCAUCAUCAACUUCAACAAACAACUGGUGCUACAAGAAGGAUCUUCCCUGCUCUGAACCAAAAUUUCAUUCUUUGUAUAUCAAUUGUGGAGGGCCAACUUUUGGUGAAUAUGAAGCCGACCAAGGGGCUGGUGGGCCAUCAUACUUUCUUAGUUCAUCACUACUAAAAUGGGCUUAUAGCAGUACGGGGGAUUACAUGGAUGGUGGGAAUAACCAGAAUUACACGGUUGCAGCUGCAUCUUCUUCAAAUGAGACUUAUCAAGAAAUUUUUCAAACAGCUCGCAUUGCCCCCCUAUCACUCAAGUAUUACGGCCUUUGCCUGCGACAAGGCAGUUACACAGUGACACUCCACUUUGCUGAAAUAAUGUAUUCUGAUGACCAGACAUUUAGCAGUCUUGGAAAGCGCAUAUUUGAUAUUGUAAUUCAAGGCAAGACACAUUUGAAGGAUUUCAAUAUUGUGGAGAAGGCUGGAGGUGUCAACAUAGGCUACAAUCUGACAUUUGAUGGUAUCGUUGUUGAAGGUAGCACUUUAGAGAUCCACUUAUACUGGGCGGGUAAAGGAACUACUGCUAUUCCUGACAAAGGUGUCUAUGGACCUCUUAUAUCUGCCAUCAGUGUGACAUCGAACGAUGACUUUGAUACUGAGGGCUUAUCUGUUGGAGCUAUUGCUGGCAUUGUAGCGUCAACUUGCUUGCUUGUCAUACUUAUUUUGUUGGUUCUCCGAAUGAGGGGAUAUUUAGGGGGGAAACACCUUCAAGAUGAAGAACUACGUGGGUUAGAACUUCAAACAGGAUAUUUCUCAUUACGACAAAUCAAAUCUGCCACUGGUAAUUUUGACCUUGCAAACAAGAUAGGUGAAGGAGGCUUUGGACCAGUUUACAAGGGUGUACUGGCGAAUGGCAGUAUAAUUGCUGUUAAGCAGCUCUCAUCCAAAUCAAAGCAGGGUAAUCGUGAAUUUGUUAAUGAGAUAGGCAUGAUAUCUGCAUUGCAACAUCCAAAUCUUGUGAGACUACAUGGUUGCUGUAUUGAAGGAAAACAAUUGCUGCUUGUAUAUGAAUACAUGGAAAACAACAGUCUCGCCCGCGUGCUUUUCGGUCGUGAGGAAAACCGGUUAGACCUGGAUUGGCCAACUAGGCAGAAGAUAUGCUUGGGGAUAGCAAGGGGUUUAGCUUAUCUUCAUGAAGAGUCGACAUUGAAAAUUGUUCAUAGAGAUAUAAAGGCAACCAAUGUGCUACUUGAUAAGGAUCUAAAUGCCAAGAUAUCUGAUUUCGGUUUAGCUAAGCUUGAUGAAGAAGAAAAUACCCAUAUCAGUACACGAAUUGCCGGAACAAUAGGUUAUAUGGCUCCUGAAUACGCAACCAGAGGUUACUUGACUGACAAAGCAGACGUGUACAGCUUUGGCGUUGUAGCUUUAGAGAUUGUCACUGGAAAGAGCAACACAAAUUACAGGCCAAGAGAGGAGUUUGUUUAUCUUCUGGAUUGGGCCUAUGUCAUACAAGAACAAGGAAAUCUUUUAGACCUUGUGGAUUCUAGUCUUGGUUCAAACUACUCCAAAAAGGAGGCUCUGACAAUGCUUAACCUGGCGCUCUUAUGUACCAACCAGUCUCCCAGUCUUAGACCAAUUAUGUCCGCCGUGGUCAGUAUGCUCGAAGGCAAAAUCCCGGUCCGAGCACCAGUAGUCGAUUGCAGCAAGAAUGGCCAGAAUGCGAGGUUCAAGGCCUUUGAGAAGCUGGCACUGGACAACCAAACUGAUUUCUCUUUGUACUCCAACACAAGUCAACAAUUAGGCAGUUCUACAGAUGGGACGUGGGUGGAUUCCUCUGGUUCUCUCCAAAGUAAGGAUGAUCAUCUGGAUACCUCCUCAUCAAGAAAGCGUCUUUAGAAUCUUUGGUCGUUUGAAUUUAGAGGGAAAAUACUCAGAAAAUGAAAGUUCUAAUCAGUUUUGUCUACAAUAUUCCUCUGCAAAGUUGUUCUAUAUUAUUGUGACAACGGUUUGUCGUAUUUCAAUAAACUUGAGAGAAAAUUUCACUCUGUUGCUCGCCUGUUCUUUUACUCUAUUUUUGUGAAAACAAACUCGAGAGAAAUUCUCUUCUGCACUCCUCAUCUUGAGGCCACAAAGAGAAUAAAAUAAGGGAAUGCUUCCUUUGUGUUGGAAUAGUCGGCAGCACCAACCC
Morus notabilis is the source of this 3437-nucleotide messenger RNA. Its product is annotated as probable LRR receptor-like serine/threonine-protein kinase At1g53430. Gene Ontology annotation, biological process: protein phosphorylation. The record is from RefSeq and is a predicted model, not a curated record. The transcript is spliced from 24 exons. Lineage: Eukaryota; Viridiplantae; Streptophyta; Magnoliopsida; Rosales; Moraceae. Bases 80 to 3145 code for a protein of 1021 amino acids. Gene Ontology annotation, molecular function: ATP binding; protein kinase activity; protein binding.